Messenger RNA from Abrus precatorius (Indian licorice), 609 nucleotides. Its product is annotated as cold-regulated 413 plasma membrane protein 2-like. Bases 1 to 609 code for a protein of 202 amino acids. The transcript has 4 exons. Gene Ontology annotation, cellular component: membrane. The record is from RefSeq and is a predicted model, not a curated record. Lineage: Eukaryota; Viridiplantae; Streptophyta; Magnoliopsida; Fabales; Fabaceae.
AUGGGGAGAUUAUUAAUGCAGCAUGUGGCUACGAAAACGGAACCCGUUAUUGCUAGUUUAAUCGAUUCCGAUAUAAAUGAGCUAAAGCUUGCUGCCAAGAAGCUCUUCAACGAUGCCACCAUAUUAGGAGGCAAAGGAUUUGGCACUUCUUCCCUCAGAUUGUUCGCUACCUUUGCUGCCAUAUAUUUACUGGUACUGGAUCGCACAAACUGGAGGACAAAUAUGCUGACUUCAUUAUUAGUGCCUUACAUAUUCUUCAGUCUUCCCAGGUCUCUGUUCCACUUGUUCAGAGGAGACCUUGGAAAAUGGAUUGCCUUCAUUACAGUCGUGCUAAGGCUUUUCUUACCUAGACAUUUUCCAGAUUGGUUGGAAAUACCUGGAUCAAUGAUCCUUCUUUUGAUGGUGGCCCCUAACGUCUUUGCUCUCAAGUUUAGGAACAACUGGGUUGGUAUAGGGAUUGAUCUUUUCAUUGGUUGUUACCUAUUGCAAGAACAUAUCAGGGCUACUGGUGGAUUCAGAAAUUCUUUCACACAGAAACAUGGAAUAUCAAAUACUCUUGGCAUCAUCAUGCUCAUCGUCUAUCCAAUUUGUGCAUUCAUCUUCCACUAA